Messenger RNA from Cucurbitaria berberidis CBS 394.84, 588 nucleotides. RefSeq lists its product as uncharacterized. The record is from RefSeq and is a predicted model, not a curated record. The transcript has a single exon. NCBI's taxonomy places the organism in Eukaryota, Fungi, Ascomycota, Dothideomycetes, Pleosporales, Cucurbitariaceae. Bases 1 to 588 code for a protein of 195 amino acids.
AUGCUCGCUCAUUCAAUAAUACAGGCUGUAUCGUCAACAACCACACCUUCGUGGCUCAUCAGGACUCGCUCGUUCGACUCGCUCGCACCGCCUCCUUCCCCAGCAUGUUCGACUCUCGCCGUCGCUGCUUCUCAAGGCUUAUACUCGCUCUUUCGAGUCGCACAGCUUGUCCUUCUUCUACUUAAGCGUCGCCACACGUUGCUCUUGCCGCGUAUGCCUUAUCUGGACCAGCAGAGCCAAUCACAUGAUCAGCCAUUCCCUGUCACUCGGACAUCUUCAGUUUCAGCACUCGUCUCGCCACCGACCGAUCCACCUGAUGCAUUACCUCGGCUCAUCCAAUACGACGACGAGACGGACGAGAUAUUCGACAACGAUGAAGAAACCGCAGUUCAGUUGUCAUGCCUGCAUCUUGACCUGACAGAUGACGAGCUAUUUAGCAUGAAGAAGACAAAUAGCCAGAUACUCAAGUUGGUCUCGAAGAUUAUACCUGAGUUGUCGCCAUCCGAUUCUUCGAUCAGUCGCCUCCGCACCGACAUCAAGACACAGCUGCUUAGCGCCCCCCCCCCCCCCCUUGCCGUCUAUCAAUGA